Indicator indicator is the source of this 470-nucleotide messenger RNA. RefSeq names its product galectin 1 (gene LGALS1). Gene Ontology annotation, molecular function: laminin binding; carbohydrate binding. The transcript is spliced from 4 exons. The record is from RefSeq and is a predicted model, not a curated record. Lineage: Eukaryota; Metazoa; Chordata; Aves; Piciformes; Indicatoridae. Bases 21 to 425 code for a protein of 134 amino acids.
UUUGCCUGCAGAGCAGCACCAUGUCUUGUGGACCAGUAUGCACCAACCUGGGACUCAAGCCUGGCCAGCGCCUCACUGUCAAGGGAAAAAUUUCACCGAGUGCCAAGAGUUUUGUGAUGAAUCUGGGGAAGGAUCCUACCAACCUCGGGCUUCACUUCAACCCCCGCUUUGAUGCUCAUGGUGAUGUCAACACCAUUGUGUGCAACUCCAAGAAGCUGGAAGAGUGGGGUGCAGAGCACAGGGAGACUGCCUUCCCGUUCCAGAAGGGAGGCACAGCAGAGAUUACUUUCAGUGUCAGCCCAAGUGAUCUGACAGUCUACAUGCCAAGCCACCAGUUCACCUUCCCCAACCGGCUUGGGAUCUCCAUCUUUGACUACUUUGAAACACAAGGGGACUUCACACUCCAGUCCAUCAGCUGGGAAUAACUGCCUCUGACACCUCCAUAUCAAAGAUACAGAAACUCAUCAAUA